Molecule: messenger RNA, 2166 nt
Organism: Cinara cedri
Lineage: Eukaryota; Metazoa; Arthropoda; Insecta; Hemiptera; Aphididae
Source: the annotation of a GenBank genome assembly
AUGUGGAAGUCAUCGUUCUUCGUUAAAGGUAUAACGUUUUAUUAUACGGAACAAAUGUAAUUAUUGUUGUUUUAUUUUUUUUAAAUUCGAGUGAUGUGUAAUGCCUGCAAAAUUAUUUUUAUUUUUUUUUUUGUUGAAUAUACGUGAACAGUUAUAUGGAACCACCGUAUAUUUUGCACAAAAACAUGCCUCGUGCGGGAAAAACUUUCGCAAUAAUAUUCGAUUUUGACGAUUUUUUUUUCGUAUUUAUUUGAAAGAGGGGAAGACUUCUUACGAGUGUUUUUUUAUUUAUAGAUUAAUCAAAAAUCGAAAUUCAAUGCGACUCGUAAAAAGUUUUGCUCUUUCAUAAAAAAUAUAUGGCGUUUUACAAAGUCACUUUCGUCCGUGAAAACGGCCUUAUUCUUUCCCUCUAAAUGGAUAUCGGACAGUUGACAAAUGGAAAAGUCGUAUAUUUAAAGGGCCGCGUAAAAGAGUUUAAAAUAAUAUGAAAAUUGUACAAAAUCGGAGAAAAUUUUGAAAAACCGCUGUUCUAACAGCCGUAACGUAAACAAUUUAGACAAAUAAUAAAGAACGAGAUGGGUGUGUUGAGUGUUGAAGGGAAUUUAGAUGAGAUACAUUCAAGAAGAUAUGUGAGAUAAGUGUGUAAUUGGAAACCACGGAAAAAGUACGCAAAAGAAAAAAGGGCCUAUAGAAGAGAUAUGAGCAAGGGCUGGAUAAAAGCGAAGAGGAAGAAUAAGAUAGUUGCACUUUCGUUGUGAAAUAGAUUAAAAGGAAUCUGUUUUUAGAUUCUGAGCGUUGUGAGAAAUGUGCUUUUACUAUACCUAUAUGUGACUUUUUUCAUUUCUGUCUUUGGGCAACUUUUUUAAAAGAAAUUUUUUUCCAAUCGAAAAACAACAAGAAACCUUUUUUGUUAUAUUUUAAAUCUAAUUGGUGAAUUAAAUGAGAUUAAAUUUUGAUUUUACAAACUGUUUUUCAUAAUAAUGGGAAACUAAAAAAAAACCAACAAAUAUUUAUGAUGCGUCGUGGCAUUAAUAAUUGCAUUAUUUUAAAUGUUUCAAAUUUCAAAAGCAGUAUCUUUUCUGAAACUAUUUCAUUUGGUAUAGGUAUUAUAAUGUCGAGAAAAUUGUUCGACAUACAGAAAUGCUUGACGGUUUCAUUAUAGGUCAAAAAAAAAAAAAAAUCGGACAUAAUUUAGUAUUUUUUAUUUAAAAUUUUUAUAAUUUUUUUUAACAUCAGAUUUGUUUGAAAUUGUACUUUACAGGCACCGUCGUUUUAACGAUUUUCAGCCUACUCUUGCGGAAGGCGAAUUGUGAUACGUAUACAACCAACAGCUACGAGUAUUCCGCCGUUUCCGUACCGUACAAACCGUACGCCGACCGUAUCCUAAAUCACGAGUAUCCGUCACCCGGAAUGGUACCGGAUGAAAACGCCGACAACGAUUGGCGAAAUUCCGAAUACGGCGGCGUCUCGGACAGGGCAAAACACCCGGGCCCGAUGGACGUACGCGGCGGGAGUGCGGUGCGUGUGCAGCUGCAGGGACCACCGCCGUUGCCGCCGGUCGCAGCUCCCGAAGGGCUUAACGUCGACAGCGGCGGAAUAGGACCAAAGUUCGAGACCGGACUCUUUGGUCCGCCGCCGCCGUUCGCCAGUACCGCGGGAUUGGCGGGGCUGCUGUCCGUCGUCGGACUCGCCGGGUUGCAGGUGCAUCCAAACCAUUUGCAGGGUCUGGUCGGCGUUCCCGGAUCGUUCGCGGCCAACGCGCACGUUCUGUUGCGAUUGUUGUACGGGGUUCAGCAGCUGAUGACCAAUCCGUCUUCGGUGGCCGGCGGAUUCCCGUCGUUAUGCAGCCGACCCGUGAUGGCGGUCGUCGGUCGGUUCUUGCAGAGACUGCUGGAACCGCUGUUCGCCACCGGUUUCUACAUGGCCGCGUCAUAUUUCUUCAAGAGGUCGGUGUUGCCCAGGAUAGCGCAUUACGUCCACGUUUACGCGUCGAUGAAAGACCACGAGCACGCGAGACUCGACGGCCGUGGUCCGCUUGGAGACCUGAACGGUUUGGCGGCGACGGUGGGCGAAGCCGUCGACGACCGUCCGUGCUUGCAGAAAAUCGUCUGCGAAGCCGGACUCGAAGCGGCCAAAAGUUCGGUGGCGCGUACGAUUGGACGGUAA